UUUGGGGCCAGGGGGAUGCAGUUGACGCUGAUUCAGGUUGUCAGUUUCUGCGUCUUUUACAGCCAGGCCUGUCUCUCUACUUUACAGCAACUGUGUGCCAGAAAUAUGGCUACAGACUGGCUUGGAAGCAUUGUGUCAAUUAACUGUGGAGAAAGCUUGGGAGUCUACCAAGGACGAGUGUCUGCUGUGGAUCAGGUCAGCCAGACCAUUUCCCUGACACGGCCAUUCCAUAAUGGGGUCAAGUGCCUCGUGCCAGAAGUCACCUUCAGGGCAGGUGACAUUACUGAGCUAAAAAUUCUGGAGAUCCCAGGGCCAGGGGACAAUAGACAAUGUGGGGAUCUGCAGCAGACGGAAAUGGGCAUCCCUGGUGUUGGAUGCCAAGUGGGUCCCAGUCAGAAUGGCACUGGAAAAGUGUUAAAGAAGCCCAUCUCCAGCAGUGCCCCGCAGAAUAUUCCAAGGAGAACAGACAUGAAGAAUCAAGAUGUUAUCAUCUCUCCACAGCAGCAGUGCUCCAAGAGCUACAUGGAUCGACAUGUGGAAACAUUGACUCAAUCCAAAGGCUUCCGUCGUCGCCACAAUUCCUGGUCGUCCAGUAGCCGUCAUCCAAACCAGGUGACUCCAAAGAAGAGUGGCCUGAAAAACGGGCAGAUGAAGAGCAAAGAUGAUGAGUGCUUUGGAGAUGACAUUGAUGAAAUCCCAGACACAGAUUUUGAUUUUGAAGGGAACCUGGCCCUUUUUGACAAGGCAGCUGUGUUUGAAGAGAUCGAAACUUAUGAGAGGAGGAGUGGCACUCGUUCCCGUGGUACCCCAAAUGAAAAACCAGCUCGUUAUCGGCAUGAUGAGAACAUCUUGGAAUCAGAGCCUAUAGACUACAGGAGGAUUGUUGUACCCCACAACGCUAACAAGGAAUUCUGCACCGACUCUGGGCUGGUCGUUCCAAGCGUGUCGUAUGAACUUCAUAAAAAGCUGCUUUCGGUUGCCGAGAAGCACGGGCUGACGCUGGAGCGGAGGCUGGAGAUGACGGGAGUGUGCGCUAGUCAGAUGGCACUGAGUCUCCUCGGGGGACCCAACAGGCUGAACCCGAAGAACGUGCAUCAGCGGCCCACUGUGGCCCUGCUCUGCGGCCCCCACGUGAAGGGGGCCCAGGGAAUCAGCUGCGGACGGCACCUCUCCAAUCACGACGUCCACGUCAUUCUUUUCCUGCCCAACUUUGUCAAGAUGCUGGAAUCCAUCACCAACGAGCUGAAUCUCUUCAGCAAGACCCAAGGGCAGCAGGUGUCCAGUGUCAAAGAUCUCCCAGAUACCCCUGUUGAUCUAGUGAUCAACUGCCUGGAUUGUCAUGAAAAUGCCUUUUUGAGAGAUCAGCCUUGGUACAAAGCAACUGUGGACUGGGCAAACCAGAACCGGGCACCCGUCCUCAGCAUAGACCCUCCAAUAAACGAAAUGGAGCAGGGCAUUGAUGCCAAGUGGUCGCUGGCCUUGGGCCUGCCUCUGCCCCUGGGCGAGAGGGCAGGGCGUGUGUACCUCUGUGACAUUGGCAUUCCCCAGAAGGUCUUUCAGGAAGUGGGAAUAAACUACCACUCGCCCUUCGGCUGCAAAUUUGUCAUCCCCCUGCACUCCACUUAGAGCCCAUCCAGCCAUACGGCUCUGAAGGGAGAGAAGAGAAGGAGGAAUUCUGUUGAAUAAGCUGUCCAGUGGAUCCUGACUAGUAAACUCGUGACGCCUUAAGGAUGUGAAAUUCUGGAGAGUUUCCUUCAAGAAGAAACAUUGUGUAUUUAAAAAAAAAAAAUCAUAAAACAAAACAAAAAAAGAAGGAAGCGAAUGUUCCUGCAAAGCUGUCUUCAUUCUCUUGUGCCAUUGUAUGAAGGAACAUGCAGGAAGAGGGUAUCUGUCCCCGGUGAAGGCAGCUCUUGAUGCCCUGACCCAGCCUGGGGGCUGUUUAAUGAGGGUGUGUGUGGGGAGGUUCUGGUACAAGUGACGGAUGGUUUGGAGACUUGAUACAUGUUUUUCAGUCCCGGGCAGACAGACCCAGCAAGGGUGCCCUUGUGGGAACAGCACCCCUUGAUUGAGUAGAAAUGCCUUUUGUUGCAGUCUUACUGCGAGGGAGGGUUUGGUUUUGUUCUCUUGUUCUUUUUGAUUCCCUCUCCCCUGUUUUAUGUUCAUGAAGGCAACUGUAGCUCACUCUCCUUCUUGGACCUUCCAUCCCCUCAAGGAGAAAGCUCCCUUUUUAGAAAGCUUGUGUCAAGAGCCAGAAGUUCUCAAGUAGCACAUGCUCUGGGAACAUCGGUGUCCUAAGUUAGGUCUUGCUUGCUUGUCCUCUGGCUCUGUUUUGUUUUGUUUGCUUAAUGAAUGACCCCCAGGUCUGGGGGAGCAAGGUGUGUUUUGGAAAGGAGCUCUUCCAACCAGAGUAGGUUUGGCUUUAUUUUUUUUUACUUUUUCCCCCCUUCUUCUUUCUGGCACAGUGAUUAAAUGAAUGAGGGAAAGCAUGAUGGAGCCAGGGUAGUGUUACUCCGACUGUUUGUUACUUGGUGUAUGGUGCAGAUGGUGUUUGGGUGAGUUUCUGGGAGCACUAGGGCACUGCAGUAUUCCUCCCACGCUCAAAUGUGGCUUGGGAAGCAGGUUCCAAGAUCCAUUGGGAAGCAGGUCCCAAUAGAUCCAUUCAUUCCCUUUGGGCACAAAGCCUGUGUGAAGGGAGGGCAUGUGUGCAUGUGUCUGUGUGUAGCCAUGUGCUGAGAACCGGGUUUAAGGAGGCCUUAGGCCCUCAGCUCCCACUGAUAUUAAUGGUAGCUGGGUACCUAUCACACUUCUGAAAAGAAACAAAAUCUUCUGGCCUUUAAUAUUGAAGUGAACUUGAAGCAGGAGCCUAGGACAUCUGCCCACCUAGUAGUGUAGGCAGUGAAAGGUUGUCCAGAUACUGUUCAUGUUUUAGUAUUCAUUUUCAUGUGUGAAUGAACACAGUUUUAUAUCCCUCCAUGUCCACUUGGAGGACUAGGAUGAGGGUCCAUGCUGGCCUUGUGCCCGCGUAAUGAGGCAGGGCUGCUUAGGCUGACUACAGCGGUGUUGCAGUGUUGUCCUCACAUGCCCUUGUCCACUGAAAUCUGGUCCCUUCUGCUCCAGGGGUUGCUAUUUGCAGUGAUCACUGUCAUAUUUUGCCAUCAGAAGAUGUUGCUGGGAGAGUUGCCCUCCCCCCUUUCUGGAGGGGUACGGCAGGAGAUUCUCGUCUGAAAUACUGCAGGAGACCAGCCCCGUGUUGCUUUGCUAACCGGCCUUGUGCUGCACUGGCUUCCCCUAUGUUACUAGAAAGUGUUUGGGGUAUCUUUUUCUGCAUUCAUUGCGCUGCCCAGGUGGAGUCCUACUCUGGUGCCUAGAGUAGAGACAAGCUAACAAACCGUGAGCUGACUUUGGAAAUCGAUUGUGCUAGAUUUGCUCUUGCUCUCUGAAGGUGCUGAAUUAGGCUGCAUGCGCUGUAGCUGAUGCAGGAGAAAUGCUGAACCUGGAGUGACAUAGGAGGCUCUGUGAGCAUGAGCGGUUCCCCUCAAAUGAGGCAGAUGCAAGGCCAAGGGCCCUGCUCUAGCAGCCAGGUCAGCUUGGCUCCCUUCCUGCUUGCUGCUGAUGCUGUUAGCAUAGGCAGUGCUUGAAGUGCUGCCUUUUCUUUUUUUGCCCCCUGGUACCUUACCUGCCCCCAAAGCUUUUGCUGGUACCUAGAUGUAAUGUAGACCCUGUUCUGGGCAGCUGUGGAGAAUUUCAGAGCUUCACAUGGUGCCUUUCCUCUGGGGGGACUGGAUUCCUUUAAAGGCUGAAGUUGUAGGGGCAGCUGGUGUGUGUGGAAAUAGUGGACCUACUGUUUAGCUGUUGCGUAACUGUAUGUGUGAGGGCAAUAAGCAGGUAGGGGGGAGUCCUUCACGAAACUGUGGAGCCAUUUGUGCUAUGAGUGGUGAUUCUGAAGUUGUCUCGACCCUUCAUCUGCUUAGAACAAAGGCCACGUGUAUCAAAGGAGGAGGAGGGAAGAGACCUCCCUGCUUGAAAAGAAGCAAUUAAUUCAUUUACCUGAAAACCAUGAGUUAUGGGGGAGGAUCCACUCCAUGUUACUCUCUAGUACCACUGAACUGUCUCUUCUGAGAACAUGGCAACCAGCUGCUUUGUACUACAGACAUGAGACUCGUGAGCACUGGGCUAAUCCCUGCAGUGUGCAGGUGUGUAAGGUCUCAGCUGCAGCACCUCCCCUGCCAAACUGCAUCGAACUCGCCAUAUCUACCUCAGCAGGAUGAAGGGCUCUGCCCCUCUUGGUUUCUGUGGGCUUCUUACCCAGCUGAGGGUUAGACUACUGAACCAUGUCCACUGGCUUACGCUGAAUGGCCUUAGUGCUCACACUGAGCCUCUCGAUGACUUUUGUGAAUUGUCAGUACUCUGACUGGGUGUAGCUCUGCCCUCGAGUUGGUGGUCCUCUUCCAUGGGAAGGACAGAGCAAGGUCUCAAGCACCUAUUCCUCAGGUGAACCAUGUUUCAGCUUGAACUGUAGAGACAUUGAACAAGCUGUGGUUCUGACUCAACCCCUGUUGGUAUGGGACAGCAAUGGGGUUGGUUAUUUAAAAUACAAAUGCAAGGCUUCUCUCUGCCUUUUAAACUGGGCAGAGGAGCAGCAGCUGGGUUAACCAAGGUGGAAGAGCAUCCACUGGUCAUUUUUUGUAGCAAUGUUAGUUUUAGUCCUCCUAUUUUCACUUUCCUUGCUCAAGCCACUUGAUAAGAGAACCUGCUGUUUAAACGUUCUGCUUUCCUUGAACCAGGCUGCAAGCGUUUCUUGGCUCUUCUGGAUUUGGCUGUUAGACUGUAGAUUGUACACUUAGAGCAGUUAAAGUGUAAAGCAUUCAAGGCUUAAUCACAAGGUCCUUUUCAGCUUCCAGGCUGCUGUGCCACUGGCUGGUUACAUGCCCAGAAUGGCACCAAAACAAGUGAAGACCCUGUUGUGGGGAUGGCAGCUGGGAUCACAUCUGUACUCACUGCUGCAUAGCUUCAGGAAGCACUAAGACUCCAUGUACUGCCAGCCAUGCAGCAAUAUGGUUCCAGAAGUUUAAGCAAAAAUCCAGAGGGCAGUUUUACACAACAGGCGGUGUGUGUGUAAGCUUCUCUCGUAAGGGAAAUGUUUCCUAAUUUACCUGUGCAGAGUGCUUGUGGUACAGCAGGGAGCUUUGGGUUGUGUUCUGCACAGUUAAGGCUGGCAUUUCCUAGGAUGAGAGUAGAUUUGGGCACCUGACUACUUUUCCUCUGAGACAAAAGCUUACUUGAGGAAGGACACACAGGCCUGACCCCCAGGCAAUGCACCUCAUGUGCAGGUGUGAGUGCUUCUGGUGGAGCACUGUGCAAGACAGAGAGGGGUCUGGCCCCUGUCUUCUCCCCCUCUCUCCCUAUUGCCAGAGUUAAUUCAAAGAAUGCAACACUUUUUUAUCCAUGUCUGAGAUAGUUUCUACCACAACCUUAACCACCAUCAUAGGAACUGCCCAUGAGUGCUGCUCUGGUCACUAACAUGUGAAGAUCACUGCACUAUGUAACUGCUUGAUAUUCCAUUUGUGACCUAAUGUUUGUAAUGACUAAUUCCUGCCGCUACUGGGGGAUGCCCUGAAAUAAAGUGCAACUAUUCAUGUGUGCUA
Molecule: messenger RNA, 5645 nt
Organism: Dromaius novaehollandiae (emu)
Lineage: Eukaryota; Metazoa; Chordata; Aves; Casuariiformes; Dromaiidae
Gene: EDC3
Product: enhancer of mRNA decapping 3
Biological process (GO): P-body assembly; deadenylation-independent decapping of nuclear-transcribed mRNA
Cellular component (GO): P-body
Molecular function (GO): mRNA binding
Source: RefSeq, a predicted model, not a curated record